AUUGUGACGUCAUGACUAAGAAAAUGACAUCAUUGAAAUUCAGACAAUUAACGCUGAAAUUAUGGAAGAUAGAAAAAAGAAGCCGCGCUUUAGUGAAAAAGAACUUGAAAUAUUAGUUCAAGGAGUUAAAGAACGCUCAGAUGUCAUCAACUCAAAAUUCAGUGACAUGAUCAGCAAUACAAAGAAAAAGCAAGCGUGGGUGGAAAUUUUGGAAUCUGUAAACGCUGUCUCAUUCUCAAAAAGAACUGUCGACGAAAUUAAAAAGAAGUGGGAUGAUGUAAAGAGGGGUACAAAGAAGAGAGCUUCUGCCGUCCAGAAAGAACGGUGUAAGACGGGGAGUGGAAAAUUGGAGAUUAUACCUUUAAGCCCAAUGGAAGAAGAUAUUGUGUCUGUAAUAGGAGAGGAGAGAAUUUUUGGAUUCAGCUCGUAUGUAGACACCAUGAUUCCACCUGUAAGUGAGCCUAAUUUCAUUCCGUCAAUUAUUUGCUUUAAUCUAAAACAAUAUACACCAAGCAAAGCUGUCUCUGGAGAGAGUCCACCACAAGAAGUACAAGAGGUACAGACAACUAGGGAAGGAGGCAUCAGUGAAAUAUCUAAAACUUUUCCUAGUCCAGUACCAAGAGUCCAUACAUCACCUACAAGAAAUGACAGCCCAGGUGUAAUGUUGACUACAGCAACAGCUAGCCAUGCGCCAACACCAAGAGGACCCCUAAAGACAACAACAAGAAGCUCCAUCUCAACUAGUAGCACCCCCACACCAAGAGGACCCCUAAAGACAACAACAAGCUCCAUCUCAACUAGUAGCACCCCCACACCAAGAGGACCCCCAAAGACGACAACAAGCUCCAUCUCAACUAGUAGCAUUCCCACACCAAGAUGA
Messenger RNA from Saccostrea cuccullata (small rock oyster), 880 nucleotides. RefSeq names its product t-SNARE domain-containing protein 1-like. Bases 62 to 880 code for a protein of 272 amino acids. The transcript is spliced from 3 exons. Gene Ontology annotation, cellular component: nucleus. The record is from RefSeq and is a predicted model, not a curated record. Lineage: Eukaryota; Metazoa; Mollusca; Bivalvia; Ostreida; Ostreidae.